Salarias fasciatus (jewelled blenny) is the source of this 3395-nucleotide messenger RNA. RefSeq names its product far upstream element (FUSE) binding protein 3 (gene fubp3). NCBI's taxonomy places the organism in Eukaryota, Metazoa, Chordata, Actinopteri, Blenniiformes, Blenniidae. The record is from RefSeq and is a predicted model, not a curated record. The transcript has 19 exons. Gene Ontology annotation, molecular function: RNA binding. The coding region runs from base 169 to 1767 and encodes 532 amino acids.
UAACGUGAACUAGCCGAGCGAGCGUAGCCGGAGAGGGCAGAUUAGAGUUCCUGGUGGACGCCGGAGACGCUGAAUAACGGCGACAAAAGUGCGGAAAGGGGACGAGACGAGUCGUCUGUGGCGCAAAACACGAAGGCCUCUGACGGUGUCGAACUUUGUGCUACUUUAAUGGCAGCCAAGAUGGGAGGGGACCAGAUGCCCAACAUGAACAGUUCAUCUCCAGUCAUAGACGCCUCCUUGUAUGGCUUCGGAGGCCAGAAACGUUCUCUAGACAAUGGAGUGGGGAACCAUCUGGGUGCAAUGGUACAUCAAAGGGCUCUCACAACAGAAGACUUCAAAGUGCCUGAUAAGAUGGUGGGAUUCAUCAUUGGAAAAGGUGGAGAGCAGAUCUCAAGAAUUCAGCUGGAAUCGGGCUGUAAGAUCCAGAUCGCCUCAGACAGCGGCGGCAUGCUGGACCGGCCCUGCACUCUGACCGGGAGCCCCGAGAACAUCGAGCAGGCCAAGCGGCUGCUGAGCGAGAUCGUGGAGCAGUGCCGCUACGGCCCCGGCUUCCACAGCGACAUGGACGGCAACAGCUCCAUCCAGCAGAUCCUCAUCCCCGCCAACAAGGUCGGCCUGGUCAUCGGCAAGGGAGGAGAGACCAUCAAACAGCUGCAGGAGAGAACGGGAGUGCAGAUGAUAAUGAUCCAGGAUGACCCCAUGCCCACCGGAGCAGACAAGCCCCUGAGAAUCACUGGGGAUCCCCACAAAGUCCAGCAAGCCCGUGAACUGGUGGUGAAGCUCAUCCGUGACAAAGACCAGGGAGACUUCAGAGCCGGCAGAUCCGACUUUGGAUCCAAGAUGGGAGGGAGCAGCCUGGAUGUGGUCGUGCCGAGGUUUGCCGUCGGCAUCAUCAUCGGCAGAAACGGUGAGAUGAUCAAGAAGAUUCAGAACGACGCCGGCGUCAGGAUCCAGUUCAAGCAAGACGACGGCGUCAGCCCUGACCGCGUCGCUCAGGUGAUGGGACAGCCCGACCACUGCCACCACGCGGUCCACCUCAUCAACGAGCUGGUCCAGACCGCCCAGGAGCGAGAUGGAUUCGGAGGCGCGAUGGGGCGCCGGGGACGAGGCGACUGCAGCAUGGGGGGCCUGCAGGAGGUGACCUACGCCGUGCCUGCCGAUAAGUGCGGCCUGGUGAUCGGCAAAGGUGGGGAAACCAUCAAGAACAUCAAAGAGCAGUCGCGCGCCCACGUGGAGCUGCAGAGGAACCCGCCGCCCAACACCGACCCCAACGUGCGCAUCUUCUCCAUCCGCGGAACCCCGCAGCAGCUCGAGAAGGCGCGCCAGCUGAUCGAUGAGAGGAUUGGGGGUCCAGGCAUGGGGGGCAACAGCAGCUUCAGCAUGAAUCCCUACAACCAAGGACCAGCCACUCCUCCCCAGCAUGGGCCGCAGACCUUCAUGCCUGGAGGGUGGGGGACAACCUUCCAGAUAUGGCAACCUCAAGGACAGCAGGACCACAGUCACAAUGGAUCCCAGACGGGCCAGAUGGACUGGGAGCAGUAUUACAAAAAGUUAGGCAAAACCAGGCCCAGAGUAAUGCUCCCGAAUACAACAAAGCCUGGGGCCAGACCGCUGGUCCCGGAUCUCAGCAGACCUCCAAUCCCGACUACAACGCCUGGGUUGACUUCUACAGACAGCCGAUGGCCUUCUUCAACCAGGGCGCUCAGCAGACACAAGCCCCGGGCCUUCAGGAUCAUUAGAGAAGACGCCCGGCGGCCGCAGACUUGAAUCACUGAGGAUGAAAACGAGCCUUCCACCGGAGGGCUGCUCUAGAUUUACAACGCCUUGAAGACUUUUUUUCUUAGUGAGAAACACUAGCUGUAGAAUGACUUAUAUGAUAAAGUAAUAUUUCUAAAAAAAAAAAAUCAGGAAACAUUUAUUUGUUACUAAAUGCUUAUGUACACUGUUAUUUUGGAUAGACAGUAUCUGGGAUCCCUUUUCGGACUUGAGAUAGAGCUGCUUCGUUUUGUUUUUUGGUUUUUUCUAUAUUUCCUGUUCUGACUCAGAUUGUAACCGCCAAAAUGAACCCGAGAGUUGUAACAUUUCAAAAGGCAAUAUGAUCUAUUUUUUCUAGUUCUGUCGAAAUGAAACCAUGAUUAUGCGCUUAGCAGUCUUGAAUACGUCUUUGUUUUUUGUUGGGUUUUUUUUUUUUUUUGUCAUGUCAUAAGAUGUUUAAAAAGCGUUUUUUUUUUUUUUUUUUUUCCUUUUACAUAAUUCAGUGAAAUGAAACUGUGAUGUUUUGUUACAGGAAAUGUAUUUUUUUUUCUUUGUUACAAGGUUUAAAACUACCAGAUUCACGUCAGCCAGUGGCAAUAGUUUCUAAUUUAAUUCCUCUUGUGCAUUGUAUGCUGUUUUUUCAUUGUCAUUUUAUUGUGCUCUGGUUUAAAAUGAAAGGUGCAAUAUCUUAUUUCACUUUUGAAACAAAGAUGGGUUCUCUAAUAUUUUUAACUUGUAGUUUUAAGCUGAUUUUUUUUUUCUUCUUCUUCCAAUGAAAAUGUCAUGGAUAAUUUAUUACAGUGAUAUGAGAUGAUAGGAUUUAGGGGGAUGUUGCAACUAGCUUUGUUUUGCCUUUGCUACCUUGUAAAACUAUGUAUAUAUGCUCAUAUUUGACUGUUAAUUUAAAAUAAUGUUUCAUAUAUAUAUAAAUACACUUAUAUGAAAGGUUUUCCCGCGAUCGGUGUUGCAGGAAAAUUGUCCCUCUUUUUUUUUUUUUUUUUUUCCUGUUUUCAUACUGAAAAAUGUUCAAAGAUUGUGAAUGUGUGAUUUGAAAUUUGAUGUUGCAUCUUGUUAUGAAGAAAAAAAAAACAAGUGGUAGAUUUCUUCUUCUUUUUUUCCUUUCGUUCCGCGUGUUCCGUGUCUCGGUCGGUUAUUCAAGACUGCUAAGCUUCUGUAAUUCGUACCUGUGUAAUAAUUGAUGUAGUAUUUUUAUGUUUUAAGUAUUAUGAUCAACACGAGAGAAGAAAAUCGAGCGAGAGAGAGAGAGAGAAACGGUCUUAUUUGGUACCUCCCAGUUUUCUCCGCCGCCCCGGGUCCUCGCGGGGCGGCGCCGGACUCAGUCCAAUGCUAAUAUCCUUUUUAAUUAAUUUUUUUUUUUUUUAUUUCCUUGUGUGAUCUAAUAUAAAUGCUAUAAAUGAUGCAUCUUUAUGGAAAAUGAUUCUGGUAUUAACGUCAUUUCUUAAUGAAAAGGGAUAUAAUUUGAAGAUGUCUAAUUAUGGUGUUUGUUUUCGCCUCCCGUUCUGUGUACAGUUAACCUUGUAUUAAAAACAUCCAGACUACCUUGAUUGUGUACUCGUUAAGCUGAUUUUCUGUUGGACGGACUUUAGAAACGUUUGGAUGUCUUUUGUUGUACUCUGAUA